Molecule: messenger RNA, 1894 nt
Organism: Exserohilum turcica Et28A
Lineage: Eukaryota; Fungi; Ascomycota; Dothideomycetes; Pleosporales; Pleosporaceae
Exons: 6
Coding region: 1-1842 (613 amino acids)
Biological process (GO): regulation of transcription by RNA polymerase II
Molecular function (GO): DNA-binding transcription activator activity, RNA polymerase II-specific; zinc ion binding
Source: RefSeq, a predicted model, not a curated record
AUGCCCUCGAUCCUGUCCGACGAGGACAAGCAGAUGGUCAAGCGCACCGUGCCCAAGUCUGGCAACAAAAUCCACGCCGUCGCCGUCGCCAAGUUGUACAUUGCCUAUCCCGACCGCCACCGAUGGACCUACACGGGCCUGCAGGGCGCCGUCGUCCUGGCCAACGACCUGGUCGGCAACACCUUCUGGCUCAAGAUGGUCGACAUUUCGCUCACCAUGGACGACCUGUUCGAGGGCUACAUGGUGCUCGAUGCCGUAGCCGACUUUCUCGCCCACAGCCCGCUGGCCGACCGCACCAAGCAGCCUGCAAUCGCCCCACGCCCCGAGCACCAUGUCCAUGAUUCCAAUCACGCCUCGCCCUCGCCCUCGCCCGUCUCCGCCCCAACCCUGCGCAGCCCAGACCCGUCCGUGUCCAGCGGUUACACUGCAGCCUCGGCAGCUUUACGACAACGACGCGGACAUACCAAGAGCCGUUUGGGCUGCAUUGGCUGUAAGCGAAGGAAGGUCAAGUGCCAGGAGACAUGGCCGUCGUGUGCCAACUGCGACAAGCGUGGAUGGGUGUGCCGCUAUUCGGACGCAUUCAAAAAUGUGUUGCGCGAGCCUGCCGCGCUCGACGUGCCAAGUCCACGUCAGCUCGUCCAACUGUCGGAUACGCCCAUCAUGUACAGUCGAGACGACAUGCAGCUCUUCCACCACUAUCUCGUUGCCGCAUAUCCUUGCGUUCCCCACGACUUUGUAGACAUAUGGACCAGAGAUGUGCCCGUCAAGAGCCAUCAAUACUCGUACCUCAUGGAAGCCAUGCUCGCCCUAGCAGGAUCACAUCUUGCACUCCAGGUCGAAAAGCCCAAAAACGACCUAGCCCUUCACCACCGCCAAAAAGCCAUUGUAGGCCUGGGCGAAGCUUUUACUCGAUGGCCUCCAACCGCCGAAGAAUCCCAUGUCAUGUUCGCAGCAUCCUUCCUGUUAUCUUACCAGUCCACUUUCAUGGAAGACGGCUUCCUAGAGCAUUUUGUCUCUCUGAGAGGUUGCUCGCUGCUGGCUCAGCUCAUCAUGGCUGAGGGCUUCACAGGCCCUUUCGUCGAUCAGACAAACUGGAACUUGAUAGCCGUAGACUCGCCAUUCUCCAAAUUUCCCCAACUGGAUCAAGGCCUAGUUCAUCAAGCUCUGCUCUCCCUCAAAGGUUUCUCGCCCUUGGUAUCGCAACUCGGCGCGCAUGCCAUUGAGAAAGCUGUCGUUUGUCAGCUCGCCCAAGCACUUCGCUUUCUGUUGCACUCCAAUGUCGACCCAAAAAGCGAAAAACUGUCAGAACCAGAUCUCCCACCUGCGAAUAGCCUGUCGCCAAAAUACUUUGCUUUCACAAAUCCUCUCCUCCCAGCGGAUACGGCCACGUUGUUCCCAGACAUCGACUGGGACAACAUUACCGCUCCGCCUCCCGGUGCACCUUUCCAUUUCGCCGCCUUCAAAGCCAUGAUGGCAACCCUGACUCUAUUCUCUACCUGGCCUCACGAGGAGCUGGUCCGCAUAUUCGACCCUGCUAACCACCUUGGCAACGUUGUCCUGGCGCACUUUUGCGCCGUACGCUUUAUUCUCUUGCCCUUUACCGCGCCAGACAACGUAUUGCGCAACCCAGCAAAGGCAGCGGUACAAUGGGCAGCCAAGAUCAUGGCAGCCCUCGACGACGACAAAAGCGGACAAUGGGCAAAGUACACGGAAUGGCCAACAAAGGUGAUAAGGUGCCUGUACGGUUGCGUGGAGAAGAACCGCGCCUUCACCAUAGGCAACGUGCGAGACAUGUUGAUACAAAAUCCAGAUCUAUUCAGAGUAGAGCAAGCAGGAACAUGAUGAGGUUAAAGUGUGCUGUUCUACGCUGUAUUAAUAACCAACUAUCCACUCU